AGAGGGCACCAGAUCUCAUUACGGAUGGCUGUGAGCCACCAUUUGGUUGCUGGGAAUUGAACUUAGGACCUCUGGAAGAGCAGUCAGUGCUCUUAACUUCUGAGCCAUCUCUCCAGCCUGGCAUUGUAGUUUCUUAUCCUCAGGAUGCUGCCCAGUGUGUCAGUCAACUUCCUGUUAGUCAAGACGCUAACCUUUAACACCGCAUGCUGUUAUGCCCUCUGUCAUGAUGAUGAUUAACUGAAUCUCUGAAAUGUUAAGGAAGAAACCUCAAUUAAAUGUUUUCUGUGUAAGAGUUGCCAUGGUUCAUGGUAUCUCUUCACAGCAAUAAAAACGUAACAAAGAGAGAAGUUGGUACCAGGGUCUGUGGUAUUUAUAUUAUAGGUUGGCCCUAUCAUACAAUUUCUCUGUGGUGUUCUCAGUAGUGUUGAUCUACUUGCUUGUUUCUCUCUUUAUGUCUGUUCAUUGGGAUUUCUUUCUCAAGGCUAUAUAUAGCCUACAUAUAGGGGCCAGAAAUAGUGCAUGUGAACCUCCUAGUCACUCUUCUUCUAAAGUUACUGUCAUGAAAAAAGUGUGGGAAGCACCAGAAUUCUCUAUCUUGUGAAAGAAGCAUACAUUUACAGUGUCAGUAUCACACUUCAUGUUUUACAUAUUUAUGAGUUAUUUUAGGAUGCAGUGACCUAUGAUGAUGUGCACAUCAACUUCACUCAGGAAGAGUGGGCUUUACUUAAUCCUUCCCAGAAAAGUCUCUAUAAAGAUGUGAUGCUAGACACCUACAUGAACCUCAGUGCUGUAGGCUACAGUUGGGAUGACCAUAGUAUUGAAGAACAUUGUCAAAGUUCUAGAAGACCUAUAAGGUGUCUUCAAAGUCAUGAAAAAAUUCAUACUGGAGAGAAACCGUAUAAAUGUUUUCUUUAUGGUGAAGUCUUUGCAUCUCACAGUUGUUUCCAACUCCAUAAAAGAAUACAUACUGGAGAGAAAACCCAUGAAUGUAGUCAAUGUAUUAAUGCUUUUGCAAGUCAUGGUGUGCUUAAAAGAUGUGUAAGUGCACAUGUUGGAGAGAAACUCUAUGAAUGUAAUCAAUGUGGAAAAUCAUUUUCAGAAUGCUCUAAACUCCAAAUACAUAAAAGAACACAUACUGGAGAGAAAUCAUAUGAAUGUAAUCAAUGUGGGAAAGCAUUUUCAGAAUGCUCUAGACUCCAAAGACAUAUAAGAACACAUACUGGAGAGAAACCCUAUGAAUGUAAUCAAUGUAGUAAAACCUUUUCACAAAACUGCGGUCUCAUAAUUCAUAAAAGAACACAUACUGGAGAGAGACCCUAUGAAUGUAAUCAAUGUGGUAAAGCCUUUUCACAAAACUGCAGUCUCAAAAGUCAUAAAAGAACACAUACUGGAGAGAAACCCUUUGUAUGUAACCAUUGUGGUAAAACCUUCUCACAUGGCAGUGGUCUCCAAUAUCAUAAAAGAAUACAUACUGGAGAGAGACCCUAUGAAUGCAAUCAAUGUGGUAAAGCUUUUGUAAGUCAUGGUGACCUUAAAAGACAUGAAAGAACACAUACUGGAGAGAGACCCUAUGAAUGUAAUCAAUGUGGUAAAUCUUUUCCACAACACUGUGGUCUUGUAAGUCAUAAAAGAACACAUACUGGAGAGAAACCCUUUGUAUGUAACCAUUGUGGUAAAGCCUUUUCACGUGGCAGUGGUCUCCAAUAUCAUAAAAGAAUACAUACUGGAGAGAGACCCUAUGAAUGCAAUCAAUGUGGUAAAGCUUUUGCAAGUCAUGGUCAGCUUAAAAGACAUAAAAGAACACAUACUGGAGAGAGACCCUAUGAAUGUAAUCAAUGUGGUAAAGCCUUUUCACAUCACAGUACCCUCUUAACUCAUAAAAAAACACAUACUUGAGAGAGACCCUGUGAGUAUAACUUGGGGGGUAAAGUAUUUGUAUGUAUCAUCAGUCAUUAAAAUCAUGAAAAAACAUCAUACUGCAGAGAAACCCUAUAAAUAUAAGCAGUGUGUCAAAGUUGUACAUUUUGAAUAUCACAAUAAUCUUUGAGGGCCUGAGAAAAUUCAUACCAAAGGGAAUCUUACUAGAAGGGAUUUGGUACAAUCUUCAACCAACACAUAUUUGGCUAUACAAGAUUCUGGAGAGAAAAAAAAUCUGACAAAUGUCAACAAUCUGUUCAAGUAUUAUGAUGUCUCUCUUUUGUUUGCACCUGCAAAUUUGUAUGGAAAAAUUUUAUGAAUUCAUUUAUAACACUUUUUGAUUUCAUACUUUAUUAUAUAAAAAAACCUCAUUCAGAUUGGUUGAUUUCUCUAAAUUCAAUCCUACAUUCUUGCUUUCAGUUCUAUGAAUGAGUUCAUGAUGAAGGGAAACUGUUAGACUUUAAAUGCCUCAAUACCUGGGUUACAGGAAUGACUGCUUACAAGACAAAAUAUUCACAUGUGCAAUCUGUUUGGUUAAAGAUUUGGUUUAAUUAUGUGAGGUUAGUGUGUGGGUUUAUGAAUGUUCAUGCUUGUUCCCAAGAACAUUAGACCCUUGAGUAUUCCUGUAGCAGGAACUAAGGAAGUUCUCAAAAACCUGACCUAGGUCUUGGCAAUGAACUUGUCAUAAUUUUGCUUGUCCAUGUAUCUAACCCUGUACAUAUUUUAAAUCCUUUUUGUAUCAUCUUGAUAUCAGGUAACAAAGAAGAACUCAUGAAAGAGAAAACCCAAUUCAUGUAAACAAUUUUGUAAAAACUUCAAACUUGUCUUUAGUUUCAAUAAAAAAUUGUUUCAUGUGA
Molecule: messenger RNA, 2774 nt
Organism: Mesocricetus auratus (golden hamster)
Lineage: Eukaryota; Metazoa; Chordata; Mammalia; Rodentia; Cricetidae
Product: zinc finger protein 431-like
Exons: 3
Coding region: 760-1896 (378 amino acids)
Biological process (GO): regulation of DNA-templated transcription
Source: RefSeq, a predicted model, not a curated record